GAAUAAAUUUGUUGCCUCAUUUGAGAUUUACGAUUUUUCGAUCUCAUGAGAAACUGAGGCAAAAUUCCGUUCCUACACACUCUCAUUCUGUCAGCACCAGCACAGAAAUUUCUAUAACAGGCCAGGAUACCAGACGAAAUAGGAGCUGUUUGAAAAUAGUCGACGAUAUCAACUCAUGUGAUAUAAUCACUAAUUGAUAUUUCCGCGCAAUGUGGAGACGAUGUUGAUGAGACAAUUUAAAGGAUCAGCGAAACUGUUUUUGGGUUUAUUGAUAGUGAUAUUGAUAUGUACUCUCUACAUAGAAUACAAGAGUCGCACAAAGCGGACAUCGUUUACCGUGCUAGGCAAUCAAGGAAAGGUUAAAGCACAGUACAAAUUGAUAAUUGUCGUUUUCUCUGCACCGAGUAACGUAGAACAGCGAGAAGCUGUAAGAGGAACAUGGCUUUCCGAGAAUUACGAGGAUGUCAAAUACCUAUUUGUCAUUGGAACGCAGAAUAUGGAGUUUGGUCAGCGCAACCGUCUGGCAUCUGAGAAUAAGGCUUAUCAUGAUUUACUCCUCUUGCCAAAUUUACAGGACUCGUAUCAAGCUCUAACAAAAAAACUCCUUCACUCUUUUGCUCAUAUCUGUAAAGAGUAUGAUUUCGACUACCUGCUAAAAUGUGACGAUGACUCGUUUGUCUUGGUGGAUAAGAUAUUGAAGGAGUUUGAGAAACUGCGAUAUGAAGCAUUAGAUAAGGAACUAUAUUGGGGAUUCUUUAAUGGCAAGGCUCAAGUUAAGAGAAGUGGACCGUGGAAAGAAACUGACUGGAUUUUCUGCGAUUUUUAUUUACCAUAUGCUCGGGGUGGUGGAUACGUUCUAUCACAGAACUUGGUCAAGUUCAUUGCUCAGAAUUCAAACAUUCUAAGACUCUUCAACUCUGAAGAUGUUUCUGUUGGGCUUUGGCUUGCUCCAUUGUCCAACAUCGAAAGGAAACACGAUGUCCGUUUCGACACAGAGUAUCGAUCGAGAGGUUGCUCAAACGAGCAUAUUAUUAAACACAAACAAAACGUGGAAGCUAUGAAUACUUUGUAUCAGACAUAUAAAGCGAGUGGUGCCUUGUGCGUGAAGGAAGUUAGAUAUCGAAACAGUUAUAGAUAUGACUGGGAUGCGCCACCCAGUAGGUGCUGCAUACGCGAGCUUGGAAUUCCGUGAGGGUAUUGUAAAUGUACAGUAAUACUGUAUAUAACUCUUAUUUUGAAAAUUCUGCGACUAUUCCAACUAUGCAAUCCAAAAAUCUCUGGAACGCUUAUGUGAUCAGAAUGAAAUGCCGCACAUUUAAUGUUCUCAUCUUCCUUGCGUAGUGUACCUGUCAUUGGACGAUAGAUACAAAGAAAGUUAAUUUUCAUGUAUUACAUUUAUUCGUAACUUUACAAUAUCGGUCUUAUCAUAUUGAUUGCAUCGGUUGGAUCAUGUAAUACUAGUCCGACACUAAUAUACACUCAUAAAAUAUCAAAACAAUAAUUAACUAUCUGACAUUUUAUAAUAAUAGUCAAUAGCCUAGUAUCUACGUACUAUUUAAUAGGGUGUAAUAAUUUUUAAAUGUAUGCUCCAAGUACCAAAUCACAGUGAUUCAAAAACUGGCCGAUGGGUUGGUAUGAGGGAAAAGGGCAUAAAAGUAUAAAAAGUUGUAUAAUUUUCCUAAAACAACAAUCAUUAAUAAAUUACUACCAUUGGACAGAUAAAAAAUAAAAAUAAAAAAAAUUAAAAAGAGUGGCCAAUUCUCAAGCCUUGCCGCUGUGAUAAGCUACCAGUGCUUUUCACAUCGAAGCUGAAAUUUUAUUUCAGCUUCGAAAUAUAGGUUCGAUGGUUUUUCAAUAUAACUUUGCCGAGUGUCUUCAAUCCCCCCUUUUGUUUUAUGCUUAAUCGGGAAUGCCGACAGCCAAUAAAUAUAUUUUAAAA
Messenger RNA from Neodiprion fabricii, 1939 nucleotides. It is a transcript of the gene beta3GalTII, whose product is annotated as beta-1,3-galactosyltransferase 6. The transcript has 3 exons. Lineage: Eukaryota; Metazoa; Arthropoda; Insecta; Hymenoptera; Diprionidae. The record is from RefSeq and is a predicted model, not a curated record. Bases 221 to 1192 code for a protein of 323 amino acids. Gene Ontology annotation, cellular component: membrane. Gene Ontology annotation, molecular function: UDP-galactosyltransferase activity. Gene Ontology annotation, biological process: glycosaminoglycan biosynthetic process.